This is a messenger RNA of Emiliania huxleyi CCMP1516, 1781 nucleotides long. RefSeq lists its product as hypothetical. Lineage: Eukaryota; Haptophyta; Isochrysidales; Noelaerhabdaceae. Gene Ontology annotation, biological process: microtubule cytoskeleton organization; protein polyglutamylation. The transcript is spliced from 8 exons. The record is from RefSeq and is a predicted model, not a curated record. Gene Ontology annotation, cellular component: cilium. Gene Ontology annotation, molecular function: tubulin-glutamic acid ligase activity; tubulin binding. Bases 1 to 1494 code for a protein of 497 amino acids.
AUGGCUUCAAGCAGCCAAGACCAGCUCCCGUGGGUUGAGGAGCUUCCCGACGAGGAGCCGCGGCUCAUCUUCCGGGUGCCAUCCAACCCGCUCGAAUACAAGGGCUCGUGGCAGGACCGUCCCAUCGGUCGCAAUCCGCUCGAUGGGAUCACGCUGUCCUACUACAACAACUCCAAGACGAUGCACAAUUCCAACAUUCUCCAGGCAGUCAUCCUGCGCGACCACGGCUUCGCGCGCGUGGAGCGUCCCGGCGCCGAGUGGAACAUCUUCUGGUGCGCCGGCCAGGUCGACCCGUGCGAGCUGCCUCUGAUGAAGCCGCACCAGAGGGUCAACAAGUUUCCAAAGGCAAACUGCCUGACGCUCAAGGCCAACCUGUGGACAAACUACCUGCGGAUGCGGCGCCGCUUCGGCGCCGACGCCUUCGACUUCAUGCCCACCACCUUCCUCCUCCCCCACCAGCUCAGCCAGCUCAGCGAGCACAUCCGCGCCAGCGGCGACGACGGCACCGACCCAAAGGCCGUCUGGAUCGUCAAGCCCGCAGCCGCGUACUGCGGGCGCGGCAUCAGCCUCCACCGCUCCGGCCCAGAGCUGCCCCAGCAGCUGCUGGGCGAGGGCCAGCGGGGCGUCGCCUCCCGCUACCUCGACCGCCCCUUCCUCCUGGACGGACUCAAGUCCGACAUCCGCAUCUACGUCCUCGUCACCAGCUGGCACCCGCUGACCGUGUACCAGUACGGCGAGGGGCUCGCCCGCUUCGCCACCGAGCCGUACACGCUCGACGACAUACAGGCGACCUGCUCCAACACCCCCCCCCGCCAGCCCCUCAGCCUGCAGCCCUCAGCCUUCAGCCCCUCAACUGGUGAGACAACACACCCCGGCCUCCAGGGCCGCUGCGCGCACCUAACAAACUACUCGCUCAACAAGCUCUCGGCCGGCUUCGUCAACGACGACUCCGAGGCCAGCGGCUCCAAGUGGUCCCUCGCAGCCUUCAAGCAGCGGCGCACGCCCGAGUGUCGCGGGGGGAGGGGGGAAGGGGCCGAGCGCAGCCUCCCGGGCGACACUCUACCUCCCUGUAGGCUGCUGCGCGAGGUCUUCGGCUUCGACGUGAUGCUCGACAGCGACGCAAAGCCAUGGCUGCUCGAGGCGAGUGCUGCAGCCGAGAUCUACCCGCGACGCAUGCUCGUCGACCUGCUCAACACGAUCGGCGUCCCCGUCCCGCCGCGCGGCAGCGGGCCGGCGGCGGGCGGCACCGAGCGGCCCACGGCGCAGCAGGCGGCAAGCGGCCUGCCGGAGAGCGGGGGCAGCGGCCCGGCGCAGCCGGAGGCGGAGGCUCUCUCUCAGCAGGAGUGCGAGAUGCUGCGACAUGUCAACGCCGAGCUCCGCCGGUCGAAGCAGGGCGGCUGGCGGCGGCUCUUCCCCUCGGAGCGCGGCGGCGACUACCUCGACUUCUUCGACGCGUCGCGCCGCAGGCUGCACGGCCUCCCGUACGAUGUGUGACGAGCGCCCGCCCGCGCGCCGGCCGAGGCCGAGGGGGCAGCUGCACUCUGCCCUUCUCGGCAGUUCGGCCGCAGAUAUGGGGGUGGGAACGCGACCGCGACGCGUUCGGGUACACAAGGGGGCGCGUGCUUACGAGCUGUGGUCCUCGAGGGUCCGCUCCACCGUGGUCCGUACCCGGCGUCGCGCCUCUCCUUUACCUGAUACCUCUCUAGACUUCUCGAGCACGAGCUCUCGGAUGACGUCUCUAAAAAACACACGUCGGUGUUUAAAAAAAUACUGUGUCACUU